CCACCCCCCCGCCCCUCCUCCCCACAUGGACUCAUCCCUCGCCCGGGCACUAUAAAAAGUCCGGUCUUGCUGAAGUUGUUCAGUCUCGUCAAGAACUCCACCAGACCACCAUCAUGAAAUUUGCGGCUCUUGCUCUCGCCCUUCUGCUGGCUGUCGGCUCUCAUGCCGCUUCCAUGCAGGCAGAUGCACCCUCUCAGCUGGAACAUGCCCGGGCUGUUUUGGAUGUCUACCUGACUCAGGUGAAAGACAUGUCCCUCAGAGCCGUGAACCAGCUUGAUGACCCUCAGUACGCCGAGUUCAAGACCAACCUUGCUCAGCGCAUUGAGGAAAUGUACAAUCAGAUCAAGACUCUUCAGGCUUCCGUUUCCCCCAUGACCGACAGCUUCUACAGCACCGUUAUGGAAGUCACAAGGGACACCCGUGAAUCUCUCAACGCUGAUCUUGACGCUCUGAAAACAUCACUUGGGCCCCAGCAGGAACAGCUGAAGGAGGUCAUCGAGAGGCACAUCAACGAUUACCGCACCUUGCUGACACCCAUCUACAAUGACUACAAGACCAAGCACGAUGAGGAAAUGGCAGCCCUGAAGACCAAGCUGGAGCCCGUCCUGGAGGAGCUGCGCACCAAGAUUCAAACCAACGUGGAGGAGACCAAGGGUGUCCUGAUGCCCAUGGUUGAGACCGUGCGUUCCAAGGUCACCGAACGUCUGGAGAACUUGAGGGAAGUUGUUCAGCCCUACGUUCAAGAAUACAAGGAGCAGAUGAAGCAGAUGUAUGAUCAGGCCCAGAACGUCGACACCGACGCGCUCAAAGCGAAGAUUACGCCUUUAGUCGAUGAGAUCAAGGUUAAGGUGAACGCCAUCUUCGAGAUCAUCGCUGCCUCCGUCACCAAGAACUAAAGCCUCCCUACCUUGUUCCUGUAACUAACCUCACCCACCUGUCUCUCCUAGAUCCGUUCCAUCUUUCUCUCCAUUCCGCCUUUGCUUACAUGCACACACAGACCACUUUUCGAAAUGAAGCCGAGGCCUUUCUGAUGCACUGCAACAAAAUGACAGGACUCACGCUCUCUUUCUUUCUUCCGUGCAAACACCUUCGCGCACGCCCGCUCAAGCACAUGCAAGCAAAGACCCCAUACAGACACGUACACAAGCACAAACACACAUGCAUCUUCGCGUUCGACAGCCGACUGCUUACCUUUUGUGUAGGAACUGUAUGUGAAUUGUCUAAAUUGCCUUCAAGUCUGUGCAAUGACGCUUGUCUGAAAACUGUGCUUUGAUGAAAUACAGCUCAAUAAACAUCUGACUGUUUAUACUA
Messenger RNA from Acanthopagrus latus (yellowfin seabream), 1311 nucleotides. RefSeq names its product apolipoprotein A-Ib (gene apoa1b). Gene Ontology annotation, biological process: lipid transport; lipoprotein metabolic process. Gene Ontology annotation, cellular component: extracellular region. The record is from RefSeq and is a predicted model, not a curated record. NCBI's taxonomy places the organism in Eukaryota, Metazoa, Chordata, Actinopteri, Spariformes, Sparidae. The transcript is spliced from 4 exons. Bases 114 to 896 code for a protein of 260 amino acids. Gene Ontology annotation, molecular function: lipid binding.